AUGCCAGCAGCAGCAGCGGCGGCGACGGCAGGGGUGACUGCAGCAGCCGGAGGGGGGCCGGCAGCACGGGUCGUGUCACGGGUAGGGGCGGGAGCUACAACAGUUGCGGCGGCGGCCGCAGCAGCCUCGACGGCUGGGGUGGUGGCGGCAGGGCCCAGCGACACGGCAUCAGCAGUGGCGGCGGCGGCGGGACUGAGAGCUACAGCAGGGGCGGCGGUGGCUACGUUAGCCUCGGGUGCUGGAGUGGUGAUGGCGGGGCCGGGUAACACGGCAGCGGCGGUGGGGGCGGGGGGGCGGAGUGCUAUGCCAGCAGCAGCAGCGGCGGCGACGGCAGGGGUGACUGCAGCAGCCGGAGGGGGGCCGGCAGCACGGGUCGUGCAGCAGGGCUUUCGGCUCACGCUCACGGCACCGUGGCUGGUGCAGCUGCUGAAAUUGUACGUGGGCCGGAUUGUACUCAUGGAUGCGACGUACGGCCUCACGAGCUACAACUACCCGGUCAUUUCUUUGCUCGUGGUGGACCAGCACGACAAUGGCAUCCCCGUCGCGUUCGGGGUGAUUCCAAGUGCAGAGGGUAAGGAAGAUGUCCAGGGCUUCAUCCAGGACGUUGAGGACCUCGCGGGCCGGUCAUCGGCAGGGCCCCGGGCGGCUGGCGUGCCCCCGCUGGUGCCGCGCGCGCAUACUCAGCCGGCGGAGACGGGCAUCGGCGCGGGGACGGCUGGCAUGGCGGCAGUUCAGCUGGAAGAAGAGGAGGAUUACUGUGUUAUUGUGGAGUAGUCAUAUAGCGGUGUGUAUGUUUGGUAGCUGUGUUGAGACAUUAGCCCCUUUGUGUUUUUAGAAACUGAGCCGUGUUGACCGGCGAGCCGUUAUCCCCGUUGUUGUUUGUUUUAACAACGUGUGUUUUGCUUUGCUGUUUUGUGGCGAUGGCAAGCUUUACUGGCAUUGCAGCGCGCGACGCGUGGUUUUCGCGAUGCAAGCAGAUGGCUCGGGUCCAGGACAAACUCCAUGGCUUUGUUUAUUUCCGUUUACAGCUAUGUUUUAUGUAUUCCUAUAAAUCU
Volvox carteri f. nagariensis is the source of this 1055-nucleotide messenger RNA. RefSeq lists its product as uncharacterized. The record is from RefSeq and is a predicted model, not a curated record. The transcript has a single exon. Bases 1 to 774 code for a protein of 257 amino acids. NCBI's taxonomy places the organism in Eukaryota, Viridiplantae, Chlorophyta, Chlorophyceae, Chlamydomonadales, Volvocaceae.